This is a messenger RNA of Colletotrichum truncatum, 678 nucleotides long. RefSeq names its product Peroxisomal membrane protein 4. Lineage: Eukaryota; Fungi; Ascomycota; Sordariomycetes; Glomerellales; Glomerellaceae. The record is from RefSeq and is a predicted model, not a curated record. Gene Ontology annotation, cellular component: peroxisomal membrane.
AUGUCGCUCGCCGCUCUCGAUGGCCUCAAGGCCGCUAUCGAGCGCAUCAUUCUCGACCCGAAAUACCAUGACAUCCUUGCCGUCGUCAAAGGAGCCCGCAAUGGCGCCGUCUACGGCGCCAAAGUCCGCUUUCCUCAUGCGCUUGUCAUGAUUUUCCUUUUCCGCUCGGGAACAUUCCGCCAAAAAGCAAGCCUAGUAUUCCGUGCAACACGAACGCACGCUCGCAACCUCGCCAAGUUUGCGACAAUCUACAAACUCACAAUGUAUAUUCUCAAAAACUAUGGCCCCACCCCAGGCAAGGAAGGGCCUUACGACUCCUUCUUCGCCGGUCUGCUAGGCGGCUACUUCGUCUUCGGCGGUCGCUCCCGCAAUGGCAAGAUUUCGAGUGUGAACCAGCAGAUCGUCAUCUACGUCUUCGCCCGCGUCGUGCUCGGCCUGGCCCGUCUCGCCGUCGCUCCUGGCAAGGGUCUCCCCGUCGUCAGCCGCGAGGACCUCUCGGCCAAGAUUAGCCACUACGCCUGGCCCGUCUUCGCCAGUACCAGUUGGGCCAUGGUCAUGUACCUCUUCCGCUGGCACCCACAGGACCUGCAGCCCAGCCUACGCAGCAGUAUGAACUACAUUUACGUGCAGAGCAGCGAAUGGGACUCCCUGCGGAAUUUCGUUUGGCAUAAUAAAUAA